AUGCACCCCCAAACUGCAGAAUCACUCUGCUUACCACUCAUUGACCUCCCCUCUCCUCGCACCGUAACUAUGCUUGAUGGGUCAAGCCCCCAGGCUGGAAAAAUCUGGAAGAAGACCUCCCUAACCUUCUCCCUUGAUGGUAAACAAAUGACCAAGACCUUCCUAAUCUGUAACACAGGGUCUCACGCCGCCAUCUUGGGAUUGAAAUGGCUGGACGCGCAUAACCCAGAGAUUGAUUGGAAUACGCAAACCCUCACCUUCCCUCACGCCGUACCAGAACACGUGGCCAUUGCCAAGGAGGAAGAAGCAGACAAGAACCCGCUUGAAGGAGUACCCUCCGAAUACCAUAGAUAUGCCAAGGUAUUUGGAGAGGAGGAAUUCAACAAGCUUCCCCCUCAUAGGCACUACGAUAUUGGGAUUGAGCUCACAGAAGAGGGUCCCCUGAACUCUCCCCUGUACAGCAUGACGGACGCCAAAUCCGCCACUCUCAAGGAUUGGCUCAGGGACGAGUUGAAAGCAGGAAAGAUCCGUCCUAGCAAAUCCCCAAUUAGCUCCCCCGUUAUGUUUGUUCCAAAAAAGGAUGGCUCCCGCCAAUUGGUUGUUGACUACCGCCGCCUCAAUAACCGGACAAAGAAGAACGUCUAUCCGUUGCCUCGCCCAGAUGAUCUCAUGGCCCAGCUCCGCGGCGCCAAGAUCUUUACUAAGCUAGAUCUAAGGUGGGGGUACAACAAUGUCCGGGUAAAAGAAGGAGACGAAUGGAAAACUGCCUUCCGCACCAAAUAUGGCUUAUACGAGUCCCUGGUCAUGACUUUUGGCCUGACAAACGCACCCGCGGCUUUUCAACACUUUAUGAACGAGUUAUUCAAAGACUUGCUCGAUGUAUGCGUCAUCAUUUACCUUGAUGAUAUCCUUAUUUACUCCAAGGAUGACGCAUCACACACGCAACAUGUUCAUGAGGUCCUGAAGCGGUUAAUGGAGAACCAGCUAUUCUGCAAGGCAUCCAAAUGCACCUUUCACGUCACCUCUGUGGAAUACCUUGGGAUCAUUGUCUCUGAUAAGGGCUUUAGUCUGGAUAAGCUCAAGAUCCAAGCGGUUCAAGAAUGGCCGGUACCUACUAAGGUUAAGGAAGUUCAAUCGUUCCUAGGCUUUGCCAACUUUCUUUGUUGCUUUGUCGCCAACUUUAGCCACAUAGCCAGGCCGUUGCACAACCUUGUCAAGAAGGACAUACCCUGGAAAUGGGAAGUAAAGGAGCAGGAAGCAUUCCAAAAUCUAAAGGAUGCUAUUACCAACGCACCGGUAUUGUGCCACGCCGACCCUACUAAGCCGUACUUCCUUGAGACCAAUGCCUCAGGCGCAGCACUGGGUUCCAUUCUAAGCCAAAGACAGGAAGAUGGGCGUCUCCACCCACUAGGGUUCCUGUCAGAAUCCUUCAAAGGGGCCAAACAGAAUUACAAUACCCACGACAAGGAACUCCUGGCCAUCAUUUGGUCAUUUGAAUACUGGCGCAUCUUUCUAGAAGGGACCCUGCAUCCAAUCACCGUCUUCACGGAUCACCGGAACUUGGAAUACUGGAAGGAAUCUUGCACUUUCAAUCAACGCCAUGCCCGAUGGCACCUACUACUGGCUGGCUAUAACUUCCAGAUUGUAUACAGACCCGGUAAACAGUCAGGGAAGCCAGAUGCACUGUCACGCCAAGCAGACCAUGCCAAUAUUCCCCCCGCGGAUCAAACCAUGCUCCCAGACCCUGUCUUUGCCAACGUUGCGCUAGUCUUGCCAGAAAAGGAACUACAACGCCAGAUCAAGCAAUCCCUAGAUCAAGACGAGUCUUUGGAGGAAAUCCUCCAAUUCCUCCAAAACAAAUCAAAGGCACCACCUUCCAUCAAACGAGCAUUCAAGGAUUACAAAAUGGAAGCCGGGUUGCUAUUCUACCAAGGACAAAUUGUAGUACCAGAUGUAGGUACCCUAAGGACGGACUUGCUACGGAUAUUCCACGAUAGCCCCUUAGCUGGUCAUCCUGGUAGACAACGAACCCUAGAAUUGGUCUUGCGCAACUACUACUGGCCAGGCAUCCGUGCGGACACCUAUUGGCACGUGGACUCCUGUGAAACAUGUCAACGAAUCAGGAAGCCCAAGUAUGCGUCUAUCCCACCUCAGCCCCUAGAACUUCCAACUAGACCCUGGCAACACGUUUCUUACGACAUGAUCGUGGACUUACCUAAGGACGGAAACCACAACUCAAUCCUGGUCAUCAUUGAUAGCUUCACCAAGUACGGGAUAUUUGUCAAAUGCUCCAAGAAGCUGAAAGCCCCGGAACUAGCAGAAUUAUUCCUGGAACACGUAUGGAAACGGCACGGCAUGCCCAAGAAAACAAUUUCAGAUAGAGGGAGAGUGUUCAACAACAAGUUCCUGAAGGCGCUGUACAAACGUCUGGGAAUAGACCCCCACUUCUCCUCGGCGUAUCAUCCCCAGAGCAACGGACAGACAGAACAAGUCAACCCAUCCAUCGAACAUUUCCUCAGGGCAUACUCAGGGGUCAACCAACAAGACUGGACCAAAUGGCUGCCAAUGGCUGAAUUUGCCUACAACAACGCGGUACACAGUAGCACCGGAAAAACUCCCUUCAAAGCCCUGUAUGGAUGGGAGCCCACCUUGACCCCGUCCAACGUACCAACAGAUGUUCCGGAAGCAGAUGACCUUGCCCAGACAAUGGAGGCACAAUGGAAGGAAGUAGAAUCCGCCUUACGGCAAUCCAAGCAACGAAUGAUAGCCGGAGAAGACAGGAACCCAGUGGAAUUUGAGGUCGGAGAAGAAGCGUGGCUGGAUUCCAAGAACGUAAAUCUCAAGACCCUGAGCCCCAAGUUAACCAAGCGACGCUUAGGGCCAUUCAAAGUUAUUGAGAAGAUAUCCAACCGCGCCUACCGACUUGAGCUACCCCCAACUAUGCGUAUCCACAACGUCUUCUAUGUGGGACUCCUAUCCAAGGUCAAAAGGGACAAGAAACGCGCCUUCAAAAAUCGUCCCCCACCAGUCACCAUAGACGGAGAAGAGGAAUAUGAAGUGGAGGGGAUCACUGAUGCCAAAGAAAGGAACAGAGAAUGGUUUUUCCGAGUCAAAUGGAAGGGUUAUGGGUCAGAAGAGAACACGUGGGAGCCCAGGGAGAACCUAAAAAACGCAGGGAAAAUUUUGGAGAAAUAUGAGAAGGACAUGAGAAAGAAGGCCCUCGACGCCGCCAAGGCCCUUAGAGGGGGGCAGUGUCGCAAACGGAGAACAUUUUCGAUCACGUGA
This is a messenger RNA of Rhizoctonia solani, 3285 nucleotides long. RefSeq names its product Retrotransposable element Tf2 protein. Gene Ontology annotation, molecular function: nucleic acid binding. The transcript has 2 exons. Bases 1 to 3285 code for a protein of 1094 amino acids. The record is from RefSeq and is a predicted model, not a curated record. Lineage: Eukaryota; Fungi; Basidiomycota; Agaricomycetes; Cantharellales; Ceratobasidiaceae. Gene Ontology annotation, biological process: DNA integration.